CUAAUCAAAAGAGUACCCCAGAUUCCUCUGCUUUUGAUUUAGCACAAAAAAGGGCAUCAAAUUCAGUGAUAUUGCAUUAAUUUCUUCAAACUGUGUAAUUAAAGAUGAUGCACGCUACAUCUGAAUCAGAUUUCACAAGUAUUUCACCUUAUUCUUCCCCGGCAUCUGCGAAACAGGCAGUUUACUAUGUACAAAGCCCAUCUCGUGACUCCCACGAUGAGGCCGAUAAGUGUUCUUCUUCCAUGCACGGUGUCACCUCUCCUACUUAUCACAGCUCCACGGACGAGUCGCCUUCUAAUCUUUCAAGGCAUUCUAUGGCAUCAGCUGCCAGUCGAUUCAGCUCGAGGGACAAUAGGCGGAGAGGCUAUAUUAAGGGAUGGCGACAGUGUAAUGUGGUCGAGGAGGAGGAUGCUGAUGAUGAUUAUUAUUAUGAAAAUAGAGAGUUUACGAGCCAGUGUAAGAUAUUGAUGGUCAUCGUCGGUUUUGGAGCGGUUUUUUCAGUGAUUUGUUUGAUCAUUUGGGGCAUCAGUAGGCCCUAUGACCCUCAAAUCAGCAUGAAGAGCUUGUUCGUUCACGAUUUAUUUUACGGAGAAGGAUCAGACUGGACCGGUGUUCCAACCAAGUUUCUAACGGUGAACUGUACGGCAAGUAUGGUCAUUUACAAUCCAGCUAAAUUCUUUGGCAUUCAUGUCAGCUCUGAUCCUGUAAAUCUCAUCUACUUGGAAAUUACUGUUGCCAGGGGUCAGCUAAAGAAAUAUUAUCAACCAAAGAAGAGUGUUCGAAAAAUGUCCGUGAGUCUUGAGGGACAAAGGGUUCCUCUUUAUGGUGCAGGAAUGUCAUUAUCAGCAUUGGAUAAGAGUGGUGGAUUUCCACUCAAAUUGGAGUUCGAGAUUAAGUCGAGAGGUUAUCUGAUUGGGAAGUUGGUCAAGACGACACACAGAAGGCACGUCUCAUGCUCUUUGCUCCUGAAUUCUAAAACCACCAAACAAAUCGUAUUUAAGCAGAAUUCUUGCAAAUAUGGCUAA
Messenger RNA from Olea europaea var. sylvestris, 1025 nucleotides. RefSeq lists its product as uncharacterized. Lineage: Eukaryota; Viridiplantae; Streptophyta; Magnoliopsida; Lamiales; Oleaceae. The transcript has 3 exons. The coding region runs from base 105 to 1025 and encodes 306 amino acids. The record is from RefSeq and is a predicted model, not a curated record.